Messenger RNA from Cercocebus atys (sooty mangabey), 1758 nucleotides. RefSeq names its product ribosome biogenesis protein BMS1 homolog (gene BMS1P14). The record is from RefSeq and is a predicted model, not a curated record. Gene Ontology annotation, biological process: endonucleolytic cleavage of tricistronic rRNA transcript (SSU-rRNA, 5.8S rRNA, LSU-rRNA); ribosome biogenesis; maturation of SSU-rRNA from tricistronic rRNA transcript (SSU-rRNA, 5.8S rRNA, LSU-rRNA). Gene Ontology annotation, cellular component: 90S preribosome. Lineage: Eukaryota; Metazoa; Chordata; Mammalia; Primates; Cercopithecidae. Gene Ontology annotation, molecular function: U3 snoRNA binding; GTP binding; GTPase activity.
UACAGUUUUUUCAGGGUCUUUUUAAAGUAAAGUUUUCAUCUUUUCACUUACAGGUAAAAAGUGCAGACUCACCAUUAUUGAAUGUGGGUGUGACAUUAACGUGAUAGUUUGUCUGGCUAAAGCAGCAGAUCUGACCCUUGAUACACCCUUCAGGGUGCCAAGCUGUUCUACCUUUCUGGAACGGUGCAUGGAGAAUAUCAAAACCAAGAAAUCCACAAUCUGGGCCAUUUUAUUACAGUUGUGAAGUUUAGGCCUCUCACAUGGCAAACUUCUCACCCUUAUAUCCUGGCAGACAGGCUGUUGAUGUCAAAGGAGGAAAAACAAACGGACUUAAAAACUGGGUGAAUGCGUCAGAAAGCCAUUUUUGGAGAUGAAGGUGAAUCUGGAGAUAGUGAUGAUGAAGAAGAUGAUGAAAUAUCUGAAGAUGAUGGAUUGGAAAAUGGCUCUAGUGAUGAGGAAGCAGAAGAGGAGCAAAAUGCUGAGAUGACUGAUCAGUAUAUGACUGGUAAGGGCAUCAAACAAUGGAAACUUGAAGAGUUGGAAGAAGACAGUGAAAUGGAUUUGCCAGCAUUUGCUGACAGUGAUGAUGACCUUGAGAGGAGCUCAGCGGAAGAAGGGGAAGUGGAGGAAGCUGAUGAAAGCAGUGAAGAAGAGGACUGCACUGCAGGAGAGGGGGGCAUUUCAGGAUCAAAGGCUGUUGGAGAAGGUAGUAAAGCAGGGCUGUCGCCAGCUAAUCGCCAGAGUGACCGUGUGAAUCUGUCUUUGCCGAUGAAGAAAGCAGCCCUCAUGACUUCUGAUUCUGGGCAUUACACAGCUGAAGAGGCAUUUGCAUUGGAAGAUAAAUCUAAAGAAAGCUCCUCACUCAGUGCAGAGGAAAAGGACUCAGAAGAUGACGAGGCUAUUAGAAAAAAGUUUUCAAAGCCUUCUCAAGUGAGCAGUGGUCAGAAACUGGGGUCAAGGAACUUAAUUGAUGAGACUAGUGAUAUAGAAGAUUUACUCAAAGAGGAAGAAGAUUACAAGGAAGAAAAUAAUGAUUCCAAAGAAACCUCAGGUGCCCUCAAGUGGAAGGAAGACCUUUCCAGAAGGGCUGGAAUUACAGGCAGCCACCACCAUGCCUGGAAUGAAGAUGUAGAGAAAGAAGUUAAGGAAGAAAUUGACCCCAACAAAGAGGAAAGUGCCACGAAAAAGAAUUUGGAUAAGAAGAGUAAAUUGAAGGAGAUGUUUGAUGCAGACUAUGAUGAAGGAAAAAGCACAUAUUUUGAUGAUCUUAAAGGAGAAAUGCAGAAACAAGCACAGCUGAAUCACGCAGAAUUUGAAGAUCAAGAUGAUGAAGCUAGAGUUCGGUAUGAGGGUUUUCGACCUGGGGUGUACGUCCCCGUUGAGAUUGAAAAUGUUCCCUGUGAAUUUGUGCAGAAUGACCCCCAUUACCCCAUUAUCCUGGGUGGCUUGGGCAACAGUGAGGGAAAUGUUGGAUACGUGCAGAUGCGUCUGAAGAAAUAUCGCUGGUAUAGGAUCCUCAAGUCCUGAGAUCCAGUCAUAUUUUCUGUAGGGUGGAGAAGGUUUCAGACCAUCCCACUCUAUUAUAUCGAAGACCACAAUGGAAGAAAAAAGCUUCUAAAGUAUACCCCACAGCACAUGCAUUGCGGAGCAGCCUUUUGGGGCCCUAUCACUCCACAGGGAACUGGUUUCUUGGCAAUACAGUCUAUCAGUGGCAUAAUGGUAACUAUCUUGGAUGAUUUCUUUUACAGAUUGGUUUGA